Molecule: messenger RNA, 1424 nt
Organism: Saccoglossus kowalevskii
Lineage: Eukaryota; Metazoa; Hemichordata; Enteropneusta; Harrimaniidae
Product: protein Son-like
Biological process (GO): regulation of cell cycle; regulation of mRNA splicing, via spliceosome
Molecular function (GO): RNA binding
Source: RefSeq, a predicted model, not a curated record
UAUACAAAAUGGCGGCAGACGUAAGUGAGAUGCUUCGGGACUUUGCUUUGAAAAAGAUGCAAGAACUAGAAAAAGAACGAGAACAUAGAUCGCCAAAAAACAAUGAAAGCGUGAAAACAAAAGAAAACAAAGCAAAAAGUAAAGACAGCGCUUUGAAAGACAGGAAGGAGAACAAUAAUACAUUUGGUACUGAAAACCCACACAAAAAGAAAUCAGCUGACAAAAAGCAAGUGAAGGAAGUGAAAAUAGAGACUAAACCAGAAGUUGAAUCUUACUCGCAAAGUAGUCUUAAAAAUAUAGAGAAAGUUGAGCAUAAGCAGGAUGAAACACAUAAUAUUGGGGAUGGUAAGAAAAGUGGACAAGCUGUUGCAUCUGAUGGGAAAAUCAAAAUUAAUAUUGCCACCAAGGAAUUGAAACUUCCCUCUACCACGGAAGAUGAAGGAAACAGCGAGAGCGAGUCUUCAGGUGAUGGUGAUGAUGUAGAAGACAGUGAUAAUGGGAGUGCUGAUAAUGGGAAACCAUGGAGGAAUGUACCAGAAGAAGGAGAAAUUGUAGACAGUGAUGGGAAAGACUCAUCAGCUGCAAAGGAGAAAGCACAGGAAAAUUCUACUGAUAAAGGAAAAGAUGGGAAAAGUGGGAAGAAGAAGCACAAAAAACACAAGAAGAAGAGCAAAAAGAAAAAACAUAAACAUGACAAGGACCGGGAUAAAAAGAGAGCUAAGAAAGAUAAAGAGAUUAAAGAGGAACACAAAGACAGGAGUAGUAAAGAAAAAGAUAGAAUUGACGAAAGUAGAAGAGAAAAGAGAAAACAUUCUCAUAGAUCACGAUCUAGGUCAAGAUCAAGGUCGAGGAAUAAAAAGUACAGACGAUCACGUUCGAGGUCGCGAUCUCCUAACAGAUAUAGAAGAGCUUUCAAUGAUUUGAGAUACAAAUUGGAAUCCCGUGAACACUACAAAGAUAGACAGCGGCCAUAUGAUGGGCCUCAUAGCUCAAGAGACGUCAGAUCUCAUAGAUCACGUUCUCCUAGGAAGGAAAGGACACCAGUGGCUGAAUUUGAUAAAGCUAAGUUGUUAGAGAUUGCUAAGGCUAAUGUGUAUGCUCAGCAGAAGGCUGGCCUUAUUCCACUGGAGUAUCAGCUUCCGCCACCCACCAAAGAAGAAAUUCUAGUUCAAAAAUCAGGUGGGAAGACAAUUGAUGAAUUGACUCGGGUCUGUCAAAAGAUAGCAGAAAAACAGCUUGAAAUAGAUUCAUCCGAUGAGGAACCUAUUAACAAACCAAUUAACAGUGAUGAUGAAGAACAGGGUCCAUUUGUUCAUCAUCCCUUCCAGGUUAAAAGUCAUCCAUUGCCGACCAUAGUUAUGAACAUCAAGGUAUGCUGUGACACCACUUGCUUUGUUCAGGAUUUCCUAUACAAUGUACCGUAA